Messenger RNA from Xylaria bambusicola, 1137 nucleotides. Its product is annotated as pyruvate formate lyase activating enzyme. The transcript is spliced from 3 exons. Gene Ontology annotation, molecular function: catalytic activity; iron-sulfur cluster binding. The record is from RefSeq and is a predicted model, not a curated record. The coding region runs from base 1 to 1137 and encodes 378 amino acids. Lineage: Eukaryota; Fungi; Ascomycota; Sordariomycetes; Xylariales; Xylariaceae.
AUGUUGUCUAGCAGUAGUAUGCGGCUGCGGGCCGUAACGGCUUUAGGAUGUGGAACUAGACCCGUCCUCUCCCUUUCACCCUCGUCAAACAUCCUCCAUCUGGCUCCGCCUUUCCUGCUAGAUGACUACAUCCCUCGCUACCAAUUGCUCUCCGAAGUCGACGCCGCAAAGAAGCGGUCGCAGGCAUACGCCCAUCUGCAGAACUGCAAUCUCUGCCCGCGCCUCUGUGGUGUGAACCGCUACGAGACGACGGGCAUGUGUCUCAUCGGCGCAAAUGUCACGGUCAAUGUCAUUGCGCCGCAUUUCGGCGAGGAACCCUGCAUCCAGGGCCACAACGGCAGCGGCUCCGUCUUCUUCUCAGGGUGUAACCUGCGGUGCACAUUCUGCCAGAACCACGACAUCGCGCACCAGCGCAGCGGGUUCGACCUGACGCCGGAGGAGCUCGCGCAGUGGUACGUGAAGCUGCAGGACGUCGGGCACGUGCACAACAUCAACCUCGUGACGCCCGAGCACGUCGUGCCGCAGGUCGCGCUCUCGAUCCUGCACGCGCGGACCCUGGGGCUGGCGGUGCCCAUCGUGUACAACACCUCUGCCUUCGACUCGCUCGCGUCGCUGGCGCUCCUCGACGGGCUCGUGGACAUCUACAUGCCGGACUUCAAGGUCUGGUCCGCGCGGACGUCGAAACGACUCCUGAAAGCAGAUGAUUACGCCGCGGCUGCCACGGAGAGUAUCAAGGCUAUGCAUGCGCAGGUCGGGGAUCUGUGCUUCACGGGCGACGGGAUUGCGAAAAAGGGGCUUCUCGUGCGCCAUCUCGUUAUGCCGGGCCAGGAGGACGAGGCGAGGGAGAUCGUGAAGUUCAUCGCGGAGAACGUCUCGAGGGAUACUUUUGUGAAUAUCAUGGAGCAGUAUCGACCUACUGCGCACGUUGGGAAGCCGAGAAGGAAGACGAAGAAGAAAGAAUCUGGUGCUGGGAUAGAUGGGGAGGAGCAGAGCGCUGAAAAGGAAGACGGUGUGCGGUAUGCCGAGAUCAAUCGCGCCGUUUCUGGUGACGAGGUCUCUGCUGUCAGGAAGGCUGCUGAAGCCGUCGGUCUUUGGCGAUUCUGCGAUCCGCCUAGACAUGAUGGCUUUGCUAUAUAA